UGUCAUUUAUAUUGUAUUUUUAUAGUAGAUACUAUAGCGCCAUCAGCAACAACGGUUUCUAAUUCAACUGAGGCUACUGCUGUGCCAACUAUAAUAAUGAAUAAUGGAGGAAAUAUUGCUGGAUGGAUAGUUGUUGUGAUAGUAUUAAUAUUAUUAUUGGCUGUAUCUAUAAUUAUUAUAUUAAUACUGGUCAUGUACAUAAAAAGAAAUAAUCUUAAUCAAAAGAGAAAAUCAGAUAAUGACAUUGUAAUGGAGUGCAGUCCAGCUUAUGCUACAACUGAAUUUAAAACAAAUACUGCUGAUGAUAUACUAAUGAAGGAUAGUCCAGCAUACAGUACAGCACAACAAACACAAUCAACUGUUGAGCCAGUGUAUGAUACAGCUAAUUAUGAAUAUGAUACUCCCCUUCCACCACCUUCUACUGAAUAUGAAAUACCAACUGUGACUGAUUUAUAACUUUGCUAGUGUACAAAUUAUCUAUAUAGUACACGUUUUAUAUAAUCUUGGCUAUAAGUGUACCAUAUUGUUGAUUAGAUUUUAUUUGCAAUAUUUUUUUGCGAGACUAA
Amphimedon queenslandica is the source of this 566-nucleotide messenger RNA. RefSeq lists its product as uncharacterized. The transcript is spliced from 4 exons. The record is from RefSeq and is a predicted model, not a curated record. Lineage: Eukaryota; Metazoa; Porifera; Demospongiae; Haplosclerida; Niphatidae. Bases 97 to 456 code for a protein of 119 amino acids.